This is a messenger RNA of Sordaria macrospora k-hell, 327 nucleotides long. The record is from RefSeq and is a predicted model, not a curated record. Lineage: Eukaryota; Fungi; Ascomycota; Sordariomycetes; Sordariales; Sordariaceae.
AUGUUAGAAAACAAACAUACUACUUUAGAAGGAUUAAAAGAAAUCUUGGAACAUAGAGCAUCUCUUAAUUGAGGUUUAUCUAAAACUUUAAAGGAAUCUUUUCCUUCUAUAAUACCAGUUAAAAGGGUAAAAAUUGAGAAUAAUAUAUUAAGUAAUUUAUCUUCGCUACCCCUCCUUUCAGGAGGGGGGAACUGAGUAGCUGGCUUCUCAUCAGGAGAAGCCAAUUUUUUUAUAACUAUGUCUGGUACUAAAGUAUGGUUACGUUUUUCUAUAGCUCAAGAUUCAAGAGAUAUAUUGUUAUUAAAAAGUUUAGUCAAAUUUUUUUAA